Molecule: messenger RNA, 742 nt
Organism: Neurospora hispaniola
Lineage: Eukaryota; Fungi; Ascomycota; Sordariomycetes; Sordariales; Sordariaceae
Product: histone H3-like centromeric protein cse-4
Exons: 3
Coding region: 212-679 (155 amino acids)
Cellular component (GO): nucleosome
Molecular function (GO): structural constituent of chromatin; DNA binding; protein heterodimerization activity
Source: RefSeq, a predicted model, not a curated record
CAUCCACUCUAGCUCCCGACGUAAACAACAACACGGACCCAGCUCUCCGGUCUUUUGUCAAUUGCGAUCACCUAGCUUCAGUUUCCGCUACCUCCACUUCACUACAUUCAAACGACUUAUCGAUAAACAACGGCCUCAAGCUUCGCCAUCCGAGUGCGUCACUAGCGAACCAACCACCUAUCAAUACAUUCACCAUCAUCGAUAAACAACAAUGCCACCAAAGAAGGGAGGAGUCACAAAGUCAAAGGCGGUGUCUAAGAAAGCCGCGGCGGUGCCGACGCCCAAGGCCACUCCCCCGGGAAGAAGGAAGUCGCGCGCCAGCAGUGUUCAGCCCGGCGACCCCGUCCCCCAGGGCAAGAAGAGGCGUUACAGACCCGGCACGCUUGCGCUCAAGGAGAUCCGCAACUACCAAAGGACGACAGAUCUCUUGGUUGCCAAGCUUCCCUUUGCGCGAUUGGUCCGCGAAAUAGCCAUGCAAUUCCGCCCCAUGGACGAGGAAAUGCGCUGGCAGUCGCAAGCUAUCCUGGCCCUGCAAGAGGCCGCCGAGGCCUUUCUUGUCCACCUGUUCGAGGACACCAACCUGUGCGCCAUCCACGCCAAGCGCGUCACCAUCAUGCAGAAGGACAUCCAGCUGGCUCGCCGGAUACGCGGCGUGUGGGGAGGUGCUGGGUGGGUAUGAGUGUGAUUAGCGCAUGGCGGUGCGGCUGAUGCAGCAACAGCAGCGGUAGCGUAAGCGGAAGCG